Messenger RNA from Wyeomyia smithii (pitcher-plant mosquito), 1359 nucleotides. It is a transcript of the gene Rpn10, whose product is annotated as 26S proteasome non-ATPase regulatory subunit 4. The transcript is spliced from 2 exons. The record is from RefSeq and is a predicted model, not a curated record. Gene Ontology annotation, cellular component: nucleus; cytosol; proteasome regulatory particle, base subcomplex. The coding region runs from base 131 to 1276 and encodes 381 amino acids. Gene Ontology annotation, biological process: proteasome-mediated ubiquitin-dependent protein catabolic process. Gene Ontology annotation, molecular function: polyubiquitin modification-dependent protein binding. Lineage: Eukaryota; Metazoa; Arthropoda; Insecta; Diptera; Culicidae.
AUCUUGCUGUCAAAGCGUCAUUACAAAGCAUUUUGCGAGUGGACAUAAAAAUACAAAAAUCGGAAGUUUCGUUUGAAAAAGGCUGCGAAAUUAAUAUUAAAUUUAGGCCGAAAGAGAAAUAUUGAUCAAAAUGGUUCUGGAAAGUACAAUGCUAUGCUUCGACAAUAGCGAUUACCAGCGGAACGGCGACUAUUUCCCUACUCGGUUGAACGCACAAAAGGAUGGUGUGAAUCUGGUUUGUCUCUCGAAGGUGCGUUCCAAUCCGGAGAAUAAUGUGGGUUUGCUAACACUGUCGAACACCACCGAAGUACUGGCCACGCUCACUAGCGACGUCGGGAGGAUUUUGUCCAAGCUGCAUCUGGUUAACCCGGGCGGCGACAUCAAUUUGCUGACGGGGCUGAGAAUCGCUCAUUUGGUUCUCAAACAUCGUCAAGGAAAGAACCAUAAAAUGCGAAUCGUAGUUUUUGUAGGUUCACCCGUAGGUCACGAUGAGGGUGAAUUAGUAAAGUUGGCAAAAAAAUUGAAAAAGGAAAAGGUUAAUGUUGACAUUGUAAGCUUCGGUGAUCAUCAGAAAAACAAUGAUGUUUUCACUUCCUUUAUUAAUGUAUUGAACGGUAAAGAUGGUACUGGAUCGCACUUAGUGUGCGUUCCCCGUGGAUCAGUUCUUUCGGAAGCACUUAUUUCUUCGCCAAUUAUUCAAGGAGAAGACGGAACCGGAGCUGCUGGUUUGGGUGGAGCUGGAUUUGAAUUUGGAGUUGAUCCGAAUGAGGAUCCCGAGCUGGCUCUGGCUUUGCGGGUCUCAAUGGAAGAACAGCGGCAACGUCAGGAGGAGGAACAGCGGCGUGUGCAGGCUACUAGUGGAGCAGAAGCAACCGGUCAAGAGGGUACUUCUUCCGGUGGAGUUGCUUUGGUAAGUCAGCCGAAUACAGAAGAAGCACUUUUAGAGCGUGCUCUCGCCUUGUCUACUGAUGACGCAAUGCCUGACUUCGCGAAUAUGACCGAGGAGGAGCAGAUUGCCUUUGCAAUGCAGAUGUCCAUGCAGGAUGCCCAACAAGAAACACCAAUUUCGCAACCGGCAAAACGCCAGAAGAAAGAGGAAACGCCAAUGGAGGUGGACGAGGAUAUUAAUGAAGUGAUUGCGGAUCCGGAGUUUUUGCAAAGCGUACUAGAGAAUUUACCCGGUGUCGAUCCUCAUUCGGAAGCUAUUCGCGAUGCCGUUGGUUCACUGAACAAGGAUAAGAAGCAGUCGGACAAAGAAGGGGGUGAUAAGAAAUAAUCGAAAUGAAAUACUUUUGCUAAUCUUAUAUAAUAAAAACAUUUCAUUUAUCUGCAGCCUAUCAGCUUAAUACAGGCAAUAGA